This is a messenger RNA of Cyprinodon variegatus (sheepshead minnow), 4110 nucleotides long. RefSeq names its product zinc finger CCCH domain-containing protein 13-like. The transcript is spliced from 3 exons. Lineage: Eukaryota; Metazoa; Chordata; Actinopteri; Cyprinodontiformes; Cyprinodontidae. Bases 166 to 4110 code for a protein of 1314 amino acids. The record is from RefSeq and is a predicted model, not a curated record.
CUUUGGUUGAUGUCUCAUACGGUCUUCCUGAAGAACGCUGCUGCACUUCUCGCACAGUCUGCUGUAGUUUGAAAAGCAUUUUUACCCAAAUUCAGACCAGAAAAAGACCUCACAAUUCGCUCUUCAAGCUGUAGACGUGCCUCCCACCAACCCCCCCCACCAAACAUGGGCAAGCCUCUCAGCCGUCCGGGGUGUUUCAGGAAGAGCUCCUGCUGCCUGGAGAAACACGGCCUAGGGGAUGGGGGAGUGGGAGGCCGGGAUUUGGGGCUCGAGGGGGGUUAUGGGGAUGGUUACGUGCCUCAGAGAUCCAUUUAUGACACCAUGUGCAUAAACCAGCAGAUUGACAACCAUCACCACCACUCUGGGGGGUCGGUGAGGCGGGAUGGAGGUGGAGACGGGAGCUUUAGCUACUCCAUGAGUGGCUCUCUAAGAGUGAGCAGGUCAGACAUGUUUGAUCCUCAGCCACACUGUUUGACUCCAAAUCCGUCCUUUGUCCGGCGCCUGGAUGAGAGAGCCAUCUAUGACUCCCUGAAGCUGGGAGCAGAGGACAUAGAUGGCUGUCACCCUCAGGGCCAUUUCAACCGAUCCGUUUCUCCCUCCGUGUCCUCAUUCUCUGCACCAGGAGUGUCCUCUUCAUCAAAGAAACACCACAAUCACCACCAUCACCAUGGAGACAGCACAAAAAGCAGAGAGAGCCGUCAUUCCUGGAAAGCAAUGUCAUCUCCAAAGCCCUUGGAGUGUGUGGAGAUACCUACGCCAGAGAUGAUGGACAGAGGAGGAGGAGGCUAUCUGAAUCCAGGCCACUACCCUGCUGCAGGCCAGUCCUCCUCUCUCACCUCCCCACUCAUCUCUCCCUUCUCUGGCUCCCCUCUGUCAACAGGAUACCACACUCCCGUAUUUUUCUCUCCAGCCAAACCUCGUCCCAGUCAGAGCCAGAGCCUACGCUGCUCCCCUCCCCAAGUGAUCCAGCCAAGACAUUAUUCCCAAACCCAGAGCCUGAGGCUGUCCCCCCCACAUGAGCUCAGAAGGUCCCCCUACAGGGCCCCCCUGGUCCAACUGUCUGCUCAUGACCUGGAGCAGGACCUCAGGGAGCGAGGAAGUGGAUGGGGCCGCGGUGAACGUGACAGGGAUUGGGAAAGGGAGCGGGAACGGGAGAUGGAGCGGGGAUGGGCCCAGCGAGAGUGGGAGAGGGAGAGAGAGAGGGGAAGGCUUGAAAGGGAGAGAGCCAGAGAAAGGGAGAGAAGGGAGACAUCCACUUUCGGGACCUUUGGAUAUGGCCGACCUGUUCCUCUGCGCUCGGACCGGGACUCUGUGUUUAUAGAGUCUGACCAUGGCUUGGACACGACUCCUCUGCUGCUGCCCCAGCCCUCACCCUCACCCUCCCCCUCCCCCAGUGGGGCUCCCAGAAUGGGUACGGGAGCAGUAGGCAGGAACCGAGCUGGGUCAAAGGUCGGCCCUGAAGGUGUCGGUGGAGGGAUGUUUUCUAGGUGCGACAGCGGGAGUGUUAGUUUGAUGUUGGUGGACUGUAAGUCUGGGUGCGGGCCCAGAUUAGUCAGUGAAGUCAUAACUGGAAACAUUUCUGAAGCAGAAUUGAGGUCAGUUAACCAGGAGCACAAUCAAACAGAAAGCUGGAACAAAUUUGACAAUGGAUCCAGGUCUAGUGUAAAGAACAAACCUGAAAAGAGGAUGGGCUCCCAAGUGAAAACACGCCCUGGGGGUCGGGAUCUGGAGGGAAAAGUGCAGUCAGGGAUGGAGCAUAAAGCGGAACACAAAGGAGUAACAAAGUGUGUCGAGAAAACUGCUGGAGAUAGAGCUAGACAAGAACGUCUACCUGAACCCAAGAAAACAAGUGUCAAUGAGAAGAAUGUUGAUCCUAUUGACAAAGUUCAGUUUGAAACUACAGUCGUUCAUGAAAGCCAGCUGGAGCUUCAGCCAGCAGCUAAGAUUCACUCCCAACCAGAGGAAAAUAGGGUUGGAAUAGAGGAUGAACCUAAACUAACAUCGAAUGUUGUUUUAACAUCUGAGUCCAGAGUAGAGGCUAAACCUGACCCUAAGAUUGCUCCUGUUUCCAAGUCAGGGGAAAAGCCAGAGGCGGCGAUCAGUGACAGAGGAGUGAAAGAGAGUGAGAGUGACAGCCAGGCUGAAACUAAAGGGGAGCCUCAGCCAGGCUCCAUGGCAGGAGAUACACCUGAAACUGUCCCUGUAGACCAGGAAGGGAAAAAGCUUGAAGACACCGACACACCAAAAUCAAGUCAUGCUCUGAAAAGCUCCAGAUCCAAGUCCAAAUCAUCCAAGUCCUGCUCCAGGUCUCGACCAGGCACAGCCACAGGGAUGCGCCCAGGAGUGCUGAGCCCCAGAGAAAGCAAAAGGCUAGGAGACUUUGACUCAACUGCACCACCUGAGGGUACUGAGUUCACCUGGCCUCGCAGAGUCAUGGUCCGAAAGAGGACUGUCCGUCAGGGAGGGGCACUACACAAUCUCCCUAUCCUCCCUCCACUUCCUUCUGUGCUGUCAGCACUGGAGAAGAGGCAUCCACACCUGCGCCACGGUUCAGAGAACCCCUUAUCGAAUCUGAUGAAUCCCAUUGUAGGACGAUGCUCACUGAGGGAGCCGGCUCACCCGGAGCCAGGACAGGGCAGCGGUUUGGUAGGCCGAGCCUCCCUUAGGGAGCAGAACUUGGAGCACUGGAGGGUCUGCAGAGAGCAAGAGGAGCCCAGGAGAUCCAGAAGUCGUGACAAACGAGUGGAGCAGAAUAAGGAGAAGGCAGAGAAAGAGGAAAAGAAAGAAAAGGAAGAGAAGAAAGAAGAACCACUGAAAAAUGAGAAGGAAGCUCCAUUGGACAUCAAACAAGACAAGGUGGAGAUGAAUGUGGAGGAAAAAAAUCUGCAAAAUAAUUUGAAAAACAAGGAAAAGGAAAAAGAAGUGGAUCUAGAAAUAGUGUCUGAAAAAUUGGAUGAUAUAGGAAUACAAAUUAAAGUUGGUUCAAAAGAACUACAGGAGCAAGAAAAUGAGGCAGAAAGCAAACUAAACAUAGAAGGUGAGGCAGAUGGAAGAUACAGAACGAAUCCUGCAGUGGAAGGAGGUGUGGAGGGUUGGGACGAUGUUCUUGACAUGGUCAACACUCUUUGGGAUGACAGCUGGGAGAAACGUGAAGCAGGUGGAGAAGAUGCAGAUUCCCCUCUAGGCUCCCUGCAGUGUUGGCCUCUCCUCCGGCCUCCCAUCGGCUUUGGGGGCUCUCACCCUCCCUCCUCAGCAGCCUCUGAGCUCAGUCUCACAGAGCUGGAGAGGAGGGCCCGGGAGCUGGACUCUGACCUCGAACACCUGGAUCUAUCAGAGCCUCACAAAGAUUUAUACCAGACACCGGUGGAACCAGGGAGGGAACGAGCCGACAUGUACCAAACACAUCCUGGGCCCCAAAGAGACAAGACCCCCCUUCACACAGGAGUUAGCAGCAGAUCCCAGGUCAGUUUGGAGCUAAAUGUGAUGGCUUCCACCCCGACUGACACUGACAGGACAACGAGUGACUGGUCUAAAUCUGCCAGCACUCCCACAGUGGGACCGAGGGAGUCCGACUCUGAGAGUUCUGGUUCUGGGCCGGUUGAUGUCUCAUUCCUGGGUUGUGGCUCUGUGGCAGGGGACAGUGACUGGGACUCGGACCUGUCUGACUCAGAUCCCAGUCGUUCCUCCAGAGUCUCAGCCGGGGGCCUAAAAUGUGCUGGAGCAGGACGCUCCAAGAGAGCGCCAGCCGAGUCGGACUGGGACAUGUUCGGAGAUGCUACUGAACCCGAAGUGCUGGGAGAGCUCUUUCUGGAUCAGGACAGAAGCAGCAACGGGAAAACCGGGCAGAUCACCAACAGGCCGGCAGCAGCUGAAGCUGCAACAGAAAGUUGCUCCGAGUCUCCAACCCUGAAGACGGAGACGUCCUUAGAGCAGAUGUCCACAUCAAAGAAGGUGACCUGGCAGUUCAAACCGGCCCAGAGGUCCGUCUGCACCGGAAGCAGGAAGGAGAAGGAUCUGCCUAGAUUACCAGAAACGGGUGGAGGUGACGGCCACAGACCCUCCCCUUCAUCCUCAUCAUCUUCGUCUCCAUCUUCAUCGUCCUCAGGCUGA